GCCAAAACCGAUUAACUGACUUGAAACAAUUUUGGAAAAGUGUGUCGUCAAAAUGAUACAGUUAUUACUUGAAAUGGAAUUGUGAUUGAGGAGUUUCCAUAUUGGUUUGGAAUGAAUGACAGUCUGAAAUUGAUCUUGAUAUUUUUUUUGUCAUUUGAGAGAUUUCCUAAUAACAAAAGAUUUUGGAUAAUAUGUGAAUGAAGUUUAAAUUAAGAACAAAGGGGAGUGCUCAAUUUGCUGUAAACUUAGAUUGCAUCUGUGAUUGACAAAAAUAUAGAUACAUUGUUUUGUACCUCUGGCCAAUUGUAAAUUAAAACGACUGUAAAAAAAUCAAACAGAAGUCUUACAUUUACAGGGAGUAUUCAAAAUAGCUGGAGGUUGUGUUUUUAAUCAUGUUUGGAUAACUGCCCUCGUAUUUAUAAGAUGAGAUUUAAAAGGUGAAAAUAAGUCAAUAAAAUAAAAGUGUAUGUGGACAGGAAAGGAUGUUAAGAUUUUCAUUAUUACCUUCAGAAAUGUCGUGGGUAAACAAAGCGUGGAUAAUUGGCCCAUGAAUGUUAAGCUAUUCAGUCAGUUGGACAGUAUCGUAUUUGUAUAUCUGAAUAGGACAUGGAUCAUUCAUGAUAGAAAUCGACUUCAUUUCUGGAAUAUAGAAAUUGUUGCUAUGGAUAUCUAUAAUGUUUCUCUAACUUAAUCACAUUGAAUGGCUACAACAGGGAAUUGAAGCACAUUUUUUUGUUGUAUUUGUAUUGUCAAAGAGUUGAAAUAUUAUAUACUUCAAAAGAAAUGCGCUUUCAGUGAAAUUGCAAAGCCAAUCAACUAUAAUGUUACAUAGAUAUUCAUGACUUUGGAUUUUAAAGCUUAAAUGGGCCAAAUAAGUUAAAAAAUAAAUGCAAUAAUAUCUAAUGGAUUAGUUGUAAUCUAAGGAUUAGCAGUGCCUUUGUACAUUUUCAAGGUUGGUUUGCAUUUAUAAUGGUAACUUUGCCAUCAUUGUAGUAUGAUUGUUGAAAAUAGGUGUUGCCGCACACAAUAAGUACUGAUACUGUCCAGACAUAGCGCUUAUGUGAAAGUAUUGACCAUUUAUAAUAAAACCAAUACACAUUAUACAAUACUGGUGUUGAUUGCCUCAUCUUAGGCUUAUUUCUUAUGGAUUCAAGUGACGAUGUCUUCUUUUUAUUGAUCGGGAGAAAUUUCCUUACUUGUAACAACUGUGUAUGUACACAGUUAAACUGACAAUUGUGUAAAAAACUGGAGUGUGAUAAUACAAAUAAAUUGUUAUGGAAAAUUCUGUAUGGAUUUUGUACCAUUGAAUUGGAUACAGGUAUAUGGAAAAUAAAAAAAGUCAAUAUCUGGAUAGAAACCUGAAUUUAGUACUGUGAUUUGGAUAGUUUGUUUAUCUGGAAAGAAUUUUCAAAAUGAGAACACGUCAACGGGUUUCGUUAUUUGCCUGCUAUUUGCCAGCUGAAGAUAUUGUACCAGUUGGGCCAAGGAUUUUGGAUAUACGCAAUCAACUCAACGAACAAUUAAGAUGUCUCGAAAACCGUCUAGAAAUUCAGGUGGCCAUGGUACAGGAAAUUCAGGAAUUUUUCCGACGGAAAGCAGAAGUAGAACUGGAAUAUUCAAGAAAUUUAGAAAAAUUAGUGAAAAGUACAAAGUUACGGCACCGACAAGAAAAACAAAAACGUGAACAUUGGUCUCUCUUCUCUACAUUUACAUGCUGGCAGCAGUUGUUAGAUAUUACAAAGAAAGAAAGCAGAGAUCAUGGUUCCUUUGGAGAUGUGUGUAAUAACCAGUUAGCUCAUAGGCUUGGUGACAUAAUCGACAAUUCCAGGAGAAUAUUUAAUAGAUGUAAAAAUGUUGGUGAUGAGAGCCAUGAAGAAAUAAUGAAGGCAUUAACAGAGUUGCAAAGUGCUAUGAAGACAUAUCAUGCAUACCAAUCAGACAGUAAGUCAGCAGAAGCCAAGUUGAAAGCUGUAGAAACACAGAAGGCAAAGCUAGAACAACAAUUAGCUGGCAAAAAUGUUACCAGUAAUAGGAAACUUAAGUCAUUUAACAGACAGACAGAAAAGAGAGAAACCAAAUAUAUGGAUAAUAAGAAAAAAGCUUUAAAGGCUAGGAACGACUAUUUGUUAGGUAUUGAAAGUGCUAAUGCUUCCAUCAACAGAUAUUUUGCUGAUGAUUGCUCUGACCUUAUGGAUUGUAUGGACUUUGGAUACCAUAAUUCUGUUCGGUGUUCAAUGUUGGUGUAUCAGUCUUGUCAUAAAAACUUAUCCAAGGGACAUAACAAUGCUUGUGAGGUGGUCAAUAAAUGUGUUGGAGACUUGGAUGCACAGUCUGAUAAACAAAGAUUUAUAGAACUUUACAACUCGGCUUUCAUGCUUCCUAAAAAGUUUGAAUUUCAACCAUAUCGUGGUGAUGAGGUUCAACAAGUUAGUGCUCAGAAAUCAGUUCAGGAUGAUAUAUUACAACGAUACCAUGCAAUUGGUGAUAGGUUACGAGAUUUACGUCUUGAAAAUGAUGAGGUUUGGAAAACUUUAGAAGAGACUGAGAAGUCAUUGAAUGACAAAAUCAACAUUAAAGACUAUGAUGUCUCAACUUUCUUCUUAGAGGAAAACCAUCCUCCAAAGUCUCCACAUGAAGCUGCCAAAAGAAGGGGGGAUAGAAUAGAAUUAGAGGGGUUUUAUUUAGAAAAAUUUCAUAGGUAUACAUUAAGUUGCAAUCAAAUUGCUAGAUUACAGGCCAAGUAUAGUGCAAUACAGAAAGCUCUCGGUGAUAACUUAUCUACCAACUCUGGUAGUCGACCACCUUCACUUCCACCUAAGCCAAAAAAGAGAAGAAUUGGUCGAUCACAGAUGGUAGGACAGCCAAAACUGUUUGGUGGUAGUCUUGAAGAAUAUAUAGAGGCUACCAGCAUGGAUAUUCCUCUUGUCAUUAGAAGUUGUGUUCGGGCAAUUAAUCUUUAUGGGAUGCAUCAUCAAGGCAUUUUCCGUAUAUCUGGUGCUCAAGUAGAAAUUAAUGAAUUUAAAGCUGAAUUUGAAAAAGGAGAUGAUCCCUUGGUAGAUGUAGACCCGAGUGAUAUUAACUCUGUGGCUGGUGUUCUAAAGUUAUACUUCAGAGAAUUACGAGAACCUUUAUUUCCUUUACGUCUCUUUGAGGAACUCAUAUGUUGUAGUCACUUAGGAGAACAACAAAGGAUAGAAAAGAUAAAGGAAUUACUGGCUACUCUACCUAGAUGUAUUAUUAUUGUCAUGAGAUAUUUGUUUGCAUUCCUCAAUCAUUUAUCAGAAUACUCAGAUGAAAAUAUGAUGGAUGCCUAUAACUUGGCUAUAUGUUUUGGACCAACUCUGUUACCCAUCCCACCAGAUAGGGACCAGGUGUCAUUUCAAAGUAAUGUCCAUGAAGUUGUAAAGACUAUGAUAGUUCAGCAGGAAGAGCUGUUCUCUGGUGACGAUGGAGGAAUGAUGUAUGAGAAAUGUAUUUUGGAAGACAGGGAUGUAGCUGAUGAUACAGAAGGAGAACAGUCAUCAGUACACAGUGAUGAGGAGGAUGAAGAUGAUGAUUCAGAGAUCUUUGAAGCCAUAUCAUUAUAUGAUUUUGAAGGAAGAACAGAUAGAGAAUUGUCAUUUAAGAAAGGACGAUCUUUACUUUUAUAUAACAAAGUGUCUCAUGAUUGGUGGGAAGGUGUAUGUGAGGGGAAAGAAGGUCUCAUUCCUGAUAAAUAUAUACAUAUUAAACAUUUAUAUGGAUCAUCAUCUCCUUGUUUAAUAAGACCUGAAGACAAAAGAUCUUUAUUAGAUGAAGAUAAAAUGAGCAUGUCUUCUAGUACAAUAAGAAGUGUUAAAUCUGAGGACUCCAAAUCAAUGGAGAGAUCAAUUUCACAAAGUGCUCCUACACCUAAAGAAAGUAGUCCUUCAAUAGCCUCUGUUUCUUCAAGUUCUUCAUCACAAACUUCGAAGUCUGUAGAAUCAAAAGAUACUUCAUCAUCAAGUGAUUCUGUUUCAUUUUCUGUUGAUGUCCCCUCUCCAGCUCCGGCUCCAGCUCCCUCUCCAACUGACAAGAUGGAAUCAAGUGUAGAAACCACAGAGACUGUCACAACGGUUUCAUUAUGUAAUAGUGACAAAACUGUGCUGGAAGAUAAAACAACUGAAAAAACUAUUGCAGUAGAAAAAAUAACAGAAGAAUUGACAGCUGAUAUAGACAAUGCUUUGGCCGAAGUCGUUUCUGGAUUACAUAUGCUGGAGAUGCAACAGAUAAAUGAUAAAAGAUUGAGUCUACCGAACGUUAAAGCAAAACCAUCGCCAAAACAUACACCUGACUUAGUGCUAGAUCUCCCCGAGGGAUCAAACUCCUCACCAUCUGGUGAUGGUAGUGAACCAGACAGUCCUACAAGUACUGCUGAUACUUUUGCAAAAUCAAAUCAAGGGACUCUAAAGAAGGCUAAUUCAAUGCCAAGGACUUUAACUGGAGACAGGUUUUAUGCACCAUCAGGACAAGAUGUGUUGCUAGAAACAAGUUUUAUGUCUCAACAACCAUUGUUAUCCACGUUCCAUGUCAAAUCUCAACAGGCACGUACAAAAAGUGCUCCAGUAUCGCGAUCUUCUACUGAGACAAUCAUGUCAAUGAGUGUUUCAUCGAUAUCAUCUUCUGCAGUACCAGUUCCUCCUGUAUCCCUUCCUACAUCUAACUCACCAUCUACUGCUCAUACAACUCAUCAGGCAACCCCACCUCCAGUGGCUGAAAAGCCUAAACUACCACCGAAAGUCAAACCACCUGUCAUGAAGAAACCAAAUCCAGCAGAUCCUCAUAGAAAAUUUUCACUUCCCACAUCAAUGACACCAAACCCUGAUGAUUCUCAACCUCAGUGAUAGUUUAGUAGUUUAACUUUUUGCAAUUUUAUCAUAUUCAAUAUUUUAGAUAAUUUGGAAAAACAUAUUUUAUUAUUGUUAGGUUUAAAUUUUUUAUAUGAUAACACAUAAAUGUUUGGUCAUUCGUCUGAUAAUACUAUUUAAAUAUAAACUCAGAAAAUAUAAUGGAAAAAAAAAUUCACAAACUAUAUACAAUUGUCAGAUAUCAUUGAGAAAUAUUAGUUUUUAAUAACAUGAAAAUAUAUUAAUGCAGUUCAAAUGUCAAAAUAAGUUUCAUAUUUCAUAAAAUAUAAACACUGAUGUGUGCCUUUACAAAUAAACUGCUUGACAAACGUUUAUUCAAUCUAAAGCCAAAAUAACAGCAUUAAACAUGUGAAUCUAUUGGAUGUAUUUCAUUUUUUUAUGUUAUUUAAUGCCUGUCUACAGCUUAUGCUUUCAAAUUGUUUUAUGUCUUUCCUCCAUGCACUUUUUUAAUAGCACAAGAAAACGCAAUUUCUUUAAAUUAUACUAAAAUUUGAAUCUUCAAGGUAAUUGUAUAAACAAAUGUUUGGCAUUGACUUAAAUCAUUAUUUACAUUGAAAGGCAAUGUGGGACAAGUUUUUCAUUUAUUUUGCUGUUGUUAUAUAAAUUUCAUUUUGGCAAUAUAUCAUUUCAAGGUCAAUAUAUACAUACUGGUAAUAUUCUUGAUGAUGUAUGAAAUUAAGAAUCUUAGAUUUGCAUCUUUUCACAGGAGGUUGUCAUAUCUGUAUUAAAAGUAGUGUUCAAAAUAGUAACUUAAGCAGAAUGGUGCUAUUAUAUUUCUACAGUUUUACAGUACUGAGCCUCUUUUCACAAAAAAUCUUAAGAGUAAAAAUAUUCGUAAGUCACACACAUUUCAGUAUAACUUGCGUUCAAUUUUAAUUGUAAGAUUUUUUGUGAAAAGAGUCACUGAUCAGUAAUAACAUUCCUGUUCAUUAAUGUAUGGGGACAACCUUAGGCUCUCACAAAAUAUCUUAUGAUUGAAAUUGAUCGUUAGUUACACUGAAUAUUUCUGACUUUUGAGUAUUUUAUUUGUAAACUAUUUUGUGAAAAGAGUCGCUUUUUUUUGCAGGAAAUACAAACAAUUGCUUUGUCUCAAAAUUUCAAGUGGAUCUUAAUCCACAAAAUAAAAUGUCAUUUAUUUACAAUCUUUAUUUAUGAUAUUUAUUUUUAUUUCUUGCAAUGUCUCAUUUAACAUAUAUAGAGUCCUGAUUUGUCUUUUGUCAGUGUUUGCAUAAUAAUAAAAAGCAUUGAUAUAGCUUUCUGAUAAUCUUUUUUUUUAUUUAAUUUUUGUUUCAAUUUUAUGAAGCAAUUAAAUUCCAUUAAUUUGAAGCUUCAUUGAACAUUCACCCCUAAAUUUUUGUAACUUAUUAUUGACUUCACUGUUAUAUGUGAUAUAUUUUUAACCCAGCAUUUACAUUGUUGGUCAGCUGCAUUGCAGAAUCUCUUAUUUAAACUUUGGAAUUGCCGGUAGUUUCUUGAUGAUAUUUCAAGUGUAUUUUUUUUCAUAUCCACAUACUUAUACAGAAUCUCUCAAUUUUUGUGGCAUCACUUCCGAUUCUGAAUUAUAUAAAAACUCAAUAUUCCUGUCGUUCUAGAUAGAAUUGUGUAUAUAAUGGGAGAAAUAUAAGUUGUUGAAUCCUGUAGUGUGUAUUUAAGAGUUCUCUCCCCUUGUGCCAUGUAAGCAAUACAACUAAGUGCCAAACUGUUCUGGCUGCGGAGUUAUUGUUAAAUCUAGCGAGGUUAAGUAUUUAUAGCUAGUUUGUUACGCUUUUAACUUUGACCAAAUGUACAGGUGUACAUUCCAAAUGGUUUGAUCAAUACAUUUAUAGAUGUGUGUUUGAACUCUUUUAUUGCUUCAUUUAAGUAUUAUUUUCUAUUUAAUUGUAUGAAUGAACUAAAUAAAAUCAUGCCCACAUACAGGUCCAUUCAAGAAAAAAAAAGCUGUGUUUCUUUAUUCCAAUUGAAUACAAAUAUAUGUUUUAAACUAUUUUAAAAGGUAUUCUUGAAAUAAAUUGUGACUAGGCAAUAAAGAGUUGUAUUGAAUCAUCUUUAUUUGGAUGAAAAGAAUUAAACCUCUGAACAGAAAUUUUAAGAAAGAGCAUUGAAAUUAGUCUGAGCUGGAUAUAGGCAAUUUUGGGGACCAGAUGUGAUUUUGUGUAAUUUCUACGGCUGAUGUGCCUUCACUCAUUACAGUAUUUAUAUUGUAUGCAGUAGCCCUUCAUAUGUUAAAUGGAUAUGUAAUUGGAAAAAGAGAAGAUUACAUUCACAUAAUGGCAAGAUUUAUUAUUUAAGAAUAUUUGGAAUAUUAUAUAACAAUAUAUAAAAGAAAGUUCAUAUUGAUGUAAUUUGUUUUUUUAAGCUUUCCUUUUUCAUGUUUUGUUAUGUUUUGCCAUAUGCAUGUUACUUUAAAGCAUAAUGGCAAGAGGUUCCAUAUUUUGAGCAUGUUUAAAAAAAAUCUGAAAAUAUUCCAGUUUUCACUAAUUGAUUUGAAUACCAUUACUGAACCCCAUCAAUUUUGAUUUUGCAGAAAACUCUUUAAGUAAAAAUGUUUAUGACCUAAUUGUUUAUAGAAAAACAUAAAGGGUCCAAAAUUCUGCAGUUUUUCAAUUCACAUACUAACAGAUGUUUCAUAUACUGGUAACUAAUUAAAGAAUCAGAAAUAAUAGUUGUGGACAUUUUUCAUUGUGACUGUGUUUUAUAGUUUAGCUAUUUAUUAGAAAAAUCCUGUAUGUAUUUUAUAGAUAUAUAGUACAAAAAUCAGAAAUUGUUCAAAUACCUCUAUUUGUAGAAAUGUAAAUGGAAUUUCAUAGAUAUAUCACUUGAGACAUGUUGCAUUAUUUUUAGAACUAAAUUAAAUAGAUAUUCAUCUGAAAUUUUUUGCUUGUAAAUCUUCACUAAUUAGAUGUUUCAUAUUCUUUGUUUAUGUGCAAUUUUAUGUUUUAAUAACAUGUACAAAAAGAGAAUUAAUAAAAUACAGAUAGAAAUGUAAUGUUAAUGCCCGUUGUGUAUUAUGUACUAAAAAAUAAUAAAAUAUUAUAAACAAAGCAGUGAUCAAAUGAACUAAGCAGUCAGUUAUGUUAUGUUAUACAUCAAGUGAUCAAGUUUCUUCAGUGUCGACAUAAAUGUGUUUAAUGGUAGAAAUACAGAUUGUUUUUCAUUUAAUUGUUGAUAACUUGUAGCAUUAUUUUACUUAAAAUGAGAGAUCUGCAAGUUUGCUUCUGCUCAUCUCCAAAAUGGUUCAGGAUGCUUCAUCAGUUGUUUAUUGGUCAAAGUUGUAUUUUGUUGACUUCAAAUGGUGCUUUUUGACAGGUUAACUGUUACAUUAAAAUGUGUAGUAUUUGAAAGUACUUAGUGAGUAUGUGUUCACAGAUUUUGUUGGUAUACACUAUUGUCAUUACUGUGGAGAAAAGUUGACAGUAGAUACUACAGGGAAUAUAUUCAAACCACUUGGUCUGAGAAAUUUUAUGGAAAUUGAAAACAUCACGGAUAGUUUGCCUAGAAUAAAUGACUUUGAGAAAUAUUUGGAAUUGAAAACUUGUAUAAGGAAACCUAUGUAGCUCAUCUGGUUCAAAUAACUAUUUAGGGAUAGCCAUCACUUUGCAUCCUAUAAAAUCAUUCACUUAUUUGACACAUUUUCAUUUUUCCCCCUCAAAUUGCUUGCCUACUUGUAUUAUUAAUGGAACAGAUAUCUAGUGGUGUCUACUUCCACCAGUGGCUCUAAUUGCAGAGAUUUUAUAUAACUCUUAACUCACAUUUACAAUUUAAACCACAUUUCAAUGCAAUCUGUAGAGCUAGACGUAUUAAAUGGACACACGUCUAUUGUUGAAGACCAAAAUGAGACCUUUAGUUUUUGAUUUUUUGUUUUUGGGUUGCUGUCUCAUUGAUAUAUAUAUAUCCUGUUUCUUCUUUUAUUCAUAUUUUUAUGAUGUGAAAUCCAAGAUGACCACCAGUAUGUGACUACUUAUCAAGAUUAAAUGAAAACACAUUUUUUCUAAGAAAUUUUUUUCUCCCAUAAAAUCCCAGUUACAUAAAUCCUUUAGGAUAAGUAUUUAAAUGAUGUGUAAUUGGAUAACAUAUCUCACAAAAUAUGAUCUAAAUAUCACAAAUAAGGACACAUUAAAAGUAAUUUUCAUGGCUAUAAAGGUGACUGAUACAGGUUUAUUGGAAGCCUUAGAUUAAAUGGUUAAAACCCAUUUUAAUUUUUCAAAAAUCUGUAUUUGUUUUAGCAAAAAUAUUUGACAGUAGAAAGGUUAUCUCAUAUGUAAUAAAAUGAGAAGUUUUGUUGGCAUGAUUUUUCUGUUAUCAUAAAUCAAAAUGAAAUGAGGAAUUGUUAAGCUUCCACAUAGUCCAUUUAUCUGUUAUAGAAAAUUUUAUGUCAAAUUCAAUCAAAAUACAAGACCUGAAAGACAAUUUUUAUCAACAACAAAAAAAUGAAAUGGAAUAAAGUAUAUAUUCAUAAUUUAUGUAACACAGAAUAUUAAAGGACAUUAUAAAAAAAUGUGAUAUGCAGAUAUCUGUAGCCAGGAAGGACUUUCAAUAAGUUAAUAUUGUUUACAUAUGGCAUAAUGUUAAAACAUCUUUCAUUCUUGAUGCUCUUAAAACAAGAAUGACUUUUUUAUUGUGAAUAUGAUUGGAUAAUCUAGAAUGUAGUUAGACCAAUGAAAAUAGAAGUUAGUAGACAUAGGUAUACAUUGGUUCAUUUAAUGCUCAUAAUAUAGGUACAAAUGUAUAUGCAUGCUUUUUACCGUGAAUAAAAGAUAUGAAAUCUU
Messenger RNA from Mytilus californianus (California mussel), 9652 nucleotides. RefSeq names its product SLIT-ROBO Rho GTPase-activating protein 3-like. Gene Ontology annotation, cellular component: cytoplasm. Gene Ontology annotation, molecular function: protein binding. The coding region runs from base 1413 to 4862 and encodes 1149 amino acids. Lineage: Eukaryota; Metazoa; Mollusca; Bivalvia; Mytilida; Mytilidae. The record is from RefSeq and is a predicted model, not a curated record. The transcript has 20 exons. Gene Ontology annotation, biological process: negative regulation of cell migration; signal transduction.